This is a messenger RNA of Stegostoma tigrinum, 5668 nucleotides long. Its product is annotated as signal transducing adapter molecule 1. Bases 711 to 2303 code for a protein of 530 amino acids. Gene Ontology annotation, cellular component: ESCRT-0 complex. Gene Ontology annotation, biological process: protein transport to vacuole involved in ubiquitin-dependent protein catabolic process via the multivesicular body sorting pathway. Lineage: Eukaryota; Metazoa; Chordata; Chondrichthyes; Orectolobiformes; Stegostomatidae. The transcript is spliced from 14 exons. The record is from RefSeq and is a predicted model, not a curated record. Gene Ontology annotation, molecular function: phosphatidylinositol binding; ubiquitin binding.
AGAAAAUAAUUUAUUCCAGUGCGUUUGUAAAGGGAGUAUUCGUUGGUAUCGUGCACGAUUUUCGCACUUUCAGCUGGAAGAGACCCGCUGACCCUGAUUACACCGACAGGUGGAGAAAGACAGCAGUAUCUACACUUAGCGCUGGAGGCUUUGAGAUACGUCGCAGGGCUAUAUUAGCAUUUCGCCGGAUUGGAAAUGCAGUGAAAGGGGGUGGAGAGGCAUGAGUGUUGACAAUAAAAUGCAAAUGCAAUUGGUUCGAUUCAGUUUUUCUGAUGCUUAAAAAUACGAACCCGUAUUGCAUUUAUUUUUAUGCUUCCCCACCGCUAGUUCAGUGAUUUAUCACUAAUCUCUUCUUUUCGCCAUUCCGCUGCAGAGGUGCAAGCGGCCUCUGAUUUCCGAACAAUACUGCGUUUUGCCUGUGAAACGGAUCAGCUGGCGGUAGGGCCGACACCACCAGGCUUGAGGCCGGAGUGGGGAAGGAACGCAGCCGGGGGGCUCGUGCCGGGCGCAGAACGCGGCUCGGGAGGGAGCGCGCGUGCGCCGCUGGGGCCGAAGCUGCCGUUGAAAGUCACUCCGGGCUCGGAUGCGGGGCGAUUCUUGGCGGAGGAGUGAGUCGGGGAGUGUGAGGCGUUCCAACCGACAUUGGAGACACAACCUAGGGGGCAGUUAGACUGCAACAAGCCGCACGCACGUAUAUACAGUCUUCGGAGAUGCCUCUCUUUGCCGCCAAUCCAUUCGAUCAAGAUGUUGAGAAAGCAACCAGUGAGAUGAACACUGCAGAAGAUUGGGGCCUCAUCCUAGAUAUCUGUGACAAAGUGGGACAGUCUCGUACUGGGCCAAAAGAUUGCUUGAGAUCUAUUAUGAAAAGAGUGAAUCACAAGGAUCCGCAUGUUGCUAUGCAGGCACUAACUCUGCUCGGAGCUUGUGUGUCAAACUGUGGCAAAAUCUUUCACCUUGAAGUUUGCUCAAGAGACUUUGCAAGUGAAGUAAGCAGUGUCUUAAAUAAGGGUCACCCAAAAGUCUGUGAAAAACUAAAAGCUCUCAUGGUAGAAUGGGCAGAAGAAUUUAAGAAUGACCCUCAACUUAGUCUUAUAUCUGCUAUGAUAAAAAACCUGAAAGAACAAGGAGUUACAUUCCCUGCAGCAGGUUCUCAGGCUGCAGAACAGGCAAAGGCGAGCCCUGCUCUGGUGGCAAAGGAUCCAAAUGUAACUGCAAUCAAAAAAGAAGAGGAGGACUUAGCGAAAGCCAUUGAAUUGUCAUUGAAAGAACAGAGACAGCAACAGACUGCAGUCUCUAAUUUGUAUCCAUGCUCUCCAAGUGUUGUGACUAGUAAACCUGAAGGACGCAAGGUGCGAGCCAUCUAUGACUUUGAAGCUGCAGAAGAUAAUGAGCUCACCUUUAAAGCUGGAGAGAUUAUUACUAUAUUAGAUGACAGUGAUCCAAAUUGGUGGAAAGGUGAAACAUAUCAAGGGAUUGGAUUGUUUCCAUCAAAUUUUGUGACUGCAGACCUAACAGCAGAACCAGAGUUAUUGAAAAUUGAAAAGAAAACUGUACAAUUUAGUGAUGAGGUUCAAAUUGAGACGCUGGAACCAGAACUUGAACCUGUUUAUGUUGAAGAAGAAAAGAUGGAUCAACUAUUACAGAUGUUGCAGAGUGCUAACCCCACAGAUGGUCAACCAGAUUCACAAGAACUGCUUCAUCUAGAAGGUAUCUGUCAUCAAAUGGGACCACUCAUAGAUCAGAAGUUAGAAGAAAUUGACAGGAAACACUCAGAACUAUCGGAUUUAAAUGUGAAAGUGAUGGAGGCUCUAUCCUUGUAUGCUAAGUUGAUGAAUGAGGAUCCAAUGUAUUCCAUGUAUGCUAAACUCCAGAGCCAACAGUAUUACAUGCAACCAGCUUCUGUAGCGGUUUCUCAGGUAUAUACAGGACAGCCUCCAAGUGGCGCAUAUGUAAUAUCUGGAACACCUCAGUUGGCUUCAGGCCAAGGGUACAGUAUUCCAUCAGAUCAAGUUCCAUCUCUCAGUCAAGCUGGUCUACCUCCAACUGUUAGCCCAGCCCUGUCCAGCCAGCAAGCUCCAACAUCAUAUACCAGUGCAGUGGACAGUACUGUGAAUGCAAAUACAUACCUAACGCAAGCAUCUGUCUGUAAUCAACCUGUCCCUUCAAAUGUUGACAUGACUAGUUACCAAAGUACUGGCCUAAAUGGACAGCAGAUGCCAAACUAUAGUGUUGCCUCAGCAAGCCUUGGGCCACAGUCCACCAGUCAGCAACAAUCUUCUUACUCACAGAAAGCACUUCUAUAGAGAAAUAUGAUCUCUCCCUCUCAUCCAUCUUAUCCUUGACAUUGGCUAGGAACAAAUAGGUAGUAGUGCAAUUUACAGGAAUUGAAAAGUCAUCAAUUUGCGCAGACUGCACCGAACUUUUUUUAUAAACAAAUCACCUUGUGCUGAAGGAGUACGUAUGAUAACCUGCCCCAGUCAAAUGUUAUGUUGUCACAAUGACUGCAGCUAUUUACAAUGAACAUAACUUCCUGUUUUUUGGGAGAUUGUGGGACUGGUUGUUAGUUUUGUGUACGUGCAUUGAUUUAUUGCAUUAAUGUUAAAUUUGAUAGCUAUAAGUAAAUGUGUGAACAUAAACUGCUGCAGGUGGUAUAGAAAUUAAUUCAUGGUGGUUUUAAAUUUAGAUUAUUAAAGUUUUGUAGUAAUUUUAAGUUAUAUAUGUAUAUUAUAAAAUUUGUUUUUCCCUACGAUGUGAAGAAUGAAAUCUAUGUAGUCUCAUUUUGCACUUUGUCAAAAGUGACCUCCCAGAUACCUGCAGUGAUCUUUCUCCUUCGGACCAGAACGAUUUCCCAAGUAAAUAACCUGUUGCAAUAUUUUAUGCACCCCAGUAAGCCCACUUUGGUGUUUAAAAUGGAAACUAUACUGCUAGCAGUACUAGAAAGAUAACUUUAUAUGCAGUAUGCAUUUUUUUAAAUAGCAUAAGCUUUUGGGUUUAAUUUCUCAGUGGAAGGCCAGAAGAUUGACUUAUGAGCCACUUCGCAACUGUAUGUAGUUCAGCAGUACUCUUCUGAUUUUCUCAUUCUGUUAUUUCCUCAGGGUCAGGCAGGUAAUUACUGUUGUGAUUAGAAAGUACUUAUUUUCUAGAAGGAAGAAACUAUUCUACUCCCAAGGUAAAAUGAAUGUGACAAAGUCCAAAAUGAAAACUGGAAUUUCAAUACAGCUGCUGGGAUGUAAACCUCCUAUCAAAUAUAUAUGUAUAUAGUUCUGGUGUUGCUGUGGUGGUGCAUGGAGUUUUCUUUUAACAUAGGACUCCAUUUUACUGCCAAAACUCCCAAAUCCCAGCUUUGAAGCAAAGCCUGCUGUUGAUACCUGGUCAGAAUUGAAAUAAACUGUGUGGAAUUAAAAGUUUGAAUUGAUACUGUGAUUCGAUAGCUUCUGCAGUGAUGGUUGAAAAUGUUUUUAGAGGACAAAUCGAGGAGUUAAAUAACACCAAAGGAAUUUUAAUAUGUCCUAUCUUUAUCUUGACCAACCGUUUGAAAGUUGUUGAAUUAAAAGAGUUGGAGUACGAUGGCUAUGAAGACACGUGGCAGAUUUUCCCAUAGUCUUUAGGACUUGACAAUUUAAUACUGAAAUGGUGGGCAAACAUACAUUCACUCAGCUACACGUUUCUGUGAAUUGGCCAUUUUUGUUCAGAGACCAGGUUUACAGUCCACUCAAAGCUGGUGGACCAUUAGCAGACCCUCCUGCUUGGAAUUUGCAGCACUGCAACAGCAGUGGGCGGGCAAGGGAGGAAAAUGGAGGAGCCCCCUCUCCAACUUUUUAUUCAAAUGUAAAAUAAAGGUCUGUGGCCAGGCCAUUCAUCAAAAUGCAAAUAUAACCCAUCUACAGGACAGCCAACCCAUUGGGAUGGCGGCAAAGCAUUAAAAAAUCUGGCUAAAAAUUGAAUAUCCUUCUCAUUUACAGUCUUCACUAGGGCUGUUGUAUUAGUAUUUAGUGCAUUCGUGAACUUACUGGGUAAUGCGAAGCAGGACAUUCAGACUUGUAUGUUGGCUCAUUGCGAUCUUUUCUUUUAUCAUGUUUAGAAACUUUAUCUGAAAGGUAGGUGUUUGACAUAGUCUUUUGACUCUAGAGAUUCUAUCCUUUUUAAAGACACUGCCUUCAUGAAAAAAAGUACUUGAUGUGACCUUGUUUCAGAAGGGACCAAAGCAGUGCAUUUAUGCAAGAAUAUCGCAGUCGGGUAACACAGUGAUUUCAUCUCCAACAUUAUUAUUCAUUCUGUUUGCAAGUGAUUUUUAGAAAGAUGAAACUUACAUGAAGAUGGCACUCUUUUGAUUCAGUACUUUAAACUGGAGGUGUGACUUUAUUUUGCAAAUGGUGUAUUUAAGCUUUUUUAAAUGUCUUGAAAUAAAUAUUUUGUUAGGUUUUCUAAUGUUCAAAAUGAUUACAUUGUUCACUUCAAUGCCGUACAAUGUCAAAUUUAGUUGGAAGUGUGUGUUAGUUAAAGUGCAGGUUAACAGAUGUAAGCAUUAAGUUUUUCUGUAAGUGCACAACAACAGUACAUUAAUGGUGCAUAAUUUUACAAAUUCAGUUGAAUGUUUAUUUAACACUAAUCAGAGAACACGAAAUGCUAAUUAAUUUGUGCUCUGUUGCCCAUUUAUAAAAAUCAUUUUCAAGGGUACUUGUAAGAAAAUAAGCAAAGAUCCAUGUAUAAAAUGUGAAAACAUUUGUGCUAGAGAAUGCUGAAGUAUGUUUCAACAAUAUUUUAAAAAUUUGAAUUUAAGAAAAAGCUGUAAAAUGACUAGAACUUGUGUUUGUAUUAACUUUGACUUGUUAGCUUUCAAAUAACUCAUAACAGAAUGCCUGAAUGCAAAAAUUCCAAGACCAUUCUAUCAUAACAUUUCUUAUUCUAUUGCAUGUCAUGAGUUUUAAAAAAAAAGAAAAAAUAUCAGUAAUCUUCAUUUGGGAGAUAAUUUCACAGUUGACCUGUGAUCAACCAAGAAUAGUUUAAAUAAAUACUGAAACUCAAAUGGUACUGGUGUCAAUUAAUUUAAAUUGUUUCAUAGGUCAGUACUCUAGUUCCUGUUUUCUGCGUAGACUUCAGUAGAAAUAUCUCCAAAAUGGUUUAAUGCUUCCUUGAAAAACAUUGCUUUUAUGCUCCUUUUCAUUUUAAACUUUUAGUUUACCUGGUCAUAAUAUAAACCAUCUUAAGGUCACCACCAAAUGUGAAUUGGGUAAUCAGUUCAACCCCACUUAUAUUUAACAAAUGAAUGCAGUGUGUUGCUUUGGUAUUUUUAACUUUUUGUAGAAAUUCAUUUAAGUUGGGUCACAAGUCAUACUAAGUAUGUAGGCUUGUGUUCUUUAUUUUUGCCACUGUUUUGACCUUUUUUUAAUACCUAAAGCAGGAGCUGUGAAUUUUGGUUCAUUUGUCUUGUAUUGCCUCCUCUUAAUUGUAGGCAUCCAGUCUUUGGGCCAUUGCUGUAUGAACUCCAAGUUGGAUUUGGUUUGGAUAUUUCUGCACCAACGUAUUGCUUAUUUAACAUGCAGUACUCAAUGAGCAGAAAUAUCCUCCAGUCGGGCACGGUGGCUCAGUGGUUAGCACUGUAGCCUCACAGCACCAGGGACCCAGGUUCGAUUCCCGCCUCAGGCGACUGUGUGGCGUUUUCACAUUC